This is a messenger RNA of Topomyia yanbarensis, 2169 nucleotides long. RefSeq lists its product as uncharacterized. The coding region runs from base 133 to 2049 and encodes 638 amino acids. Lineage: Eukaryota; Metazoa; Arthropoda; Insecta; Diptera; Culicidae. The record is from RefSeq and is a predicted model, not a curated record. The transcript has 2 exons.
CCUAGUUACCGGCGAGACCAAAACAAAGUAGUCGCUGAAUAUUUUUAUUAGUGUCACUGUGCAUCGCUUGCCGACUGCGGGAAGUUCUAAAGGAAUGCUUUCCCAGUAUUUUUAUUUGCUAAACGACUGAAAAUGGAUAUUAACGUGAAUGAGUUUAUGAGAAAGAGCACAAAAGCUUACAAUUUUCAGUAUCUCGACAUUAAUCAUUUGGACCGAAUCAUUCGCAAUGUUCAAAAAAAUUCCGAUGUGCAAAUUGAACUACCGGUUGCCAGAGAAAUACCAGCUGAAUCGAAACAGGGAAACGUUCGAAUGCUUUCAGAUAAUGAAAUAGAUGAAAUAUUACGAACAGCUGAAAUGGAUCUUCAGGAGGAACCAGUUCCAGAUGAGGAAUCAGUUCGGAUGGAGGAACCAAUCUCUUUCGUUAUUGAUGAGAAUCGACCAACAGAAGCGGAAGAUGACGAGUUCAGUGACGAAGCAUCCACGAUUUGUUCCUCUUCAGCUUCGUCCGUAUUUUGUUCACCUUCGAAGGACACAUUUCAAGCGACUUCGGAUGAGCUAACCGCAGACAUCGAAGAUAAUUUGAUUGGUGAUGAAGAUUAUGAUUUCAACGAUUCUGUGAUGAUCUCCAAGAAUCCACCGGUAGUUGCGUCCAGGUCCAUGGAGAACUGUUUCGAGUUUUUAGAUUCCGAAUCAAUUGUUGAAGAGCUGGAGGAGAAUAACGAAAACGAUGGUGAUUCGGAAGGAUCGAUAAAUGUGGCACCUGUGAUUCGGGUACGGUCCCCUGUGAGACCGGCUUCAGCGAUUAUCAAGACCUAUGAGGUAGAAGACACCGAUCCAGUGACUAGUAUUCAGCCAAUCUUAGACUUUGCUGCGAUUGAACGCAGUAACAAAAGUAGCCACGGUAGCAAACAGGAGCCAAUACCGAAAAUUCCUUCUAAUAGCUUAAUACGGCAAGCGUCGCGAAAGUCACUAGUUGAAGAGUUUGAUACGUUCGUUAAAAUUACUGAACUGCAGAAAAAGGCGUGUUUGUUGAUUGAUGAUAUUCGGCACUGCUUGGGGAAGGAAGUUGAAGAACCCGAAGACGAGUACGAAGAACGAAAGCGAGAAAAGCGAACUACCGAAUUUUUUAUUAGAUUUCAAAGAAAUUAUCUGUACCAAAUCAAUCGAUUGGAAGAAGAUGUUUAUAUAAUGGCCAAAAAUUCAUUUGAGUUCGCCCAAAAAGUUUACCAAUUGUAUAAGCUUAUUUGUCAAGGCCUUAAAUUUUACUUGAAAAAUAUGAAAUACUUUGUCAUCAACGUAAGCCCGGAUAAACUUUGGACGUUGGUGAAACAAAUAAUUAGUUCAACGAAGGUCUGCAUGCAGAAAGGAAUCUUUGACGAGGAUGAUUUGAUAGUCGAAGAAAUCAACGAAAAGUGUCAACUGUUAAAAUACUCUUUGAAAGAGGAAGCAAGUAGGAAAAAGAGGAAGGAUUAUUCACGAAAACGAUCUAAAGUUUCAAGUCACCCUUCGGCAUCACCGAUGCUGACCACAAAACUGUCAAUGUAUGGUGUAACAACUUCCGUUCAGAAACGUAGUGUACCUACUCAUAAAAGUAUAAGCUCUGUUACCAAAAAGUCUUCAAGCUCAAAACCUCACCACGCCAAACAACCGCCAAAGGAUACUACGAAAAAGCCACAAUGUGGCAAAAUCAUUGCCGUUCCUGUUACCAAAUCAAGUUCUUCCUCGCUUGGUCAAAGCAAAAGUAGAACCCGGGUGCGUUCGGCACGGACACCAGCUGGGACCAUUGACGAUGUAGUGACUCAAGUUCAGCAUCAGUCUGAUCCGCUGGCCAACUCCCGGCUGCUGAAGGAAGUGUCCAGUGCUCUGACGAAGAUGUCCACUAGCCGAGACGCGGCCAUUAGUCCGGAAGUUAACCAACAGCUGCGGCAGUUGAUCAUGGAUACGAUUCAGAACAUUACCCAGCAGCAGCUGAAACAGUUGAUCCCGUCACUGGAGGUAAGUUUGAUUUCUUUCAUAAUACGGUGCUUUUCUUGUAGGUUAUUUAUUUAAAUUAUAUAAAAACACUUUCGAACAAUAAACUUGUAGCACAUUAACAGCAAAGAUUUAAAGGUGAAAAGAGAGAGAGGAUUUUUGUUCAUUUCUUUCUGCUUGUGUUGAAAUUCUAUUGGA